Branchiostoma floridae (Florida lancelet) is the source of this 2622-nucleotide messenger RNA. RefSeq lists its product as uncharacterized. The record is from RefSeq and is a predicted model, not a curated record. The coding region runs from base 28 to 1668 and encodes 546 amino acids. The transcript is spliced from 9 exons. NCBI's taxonomy places the organism in Eukaryota, Metazoa, Chordata, Leptocardii, Amphioxiformes, Branchiostomatidae.
UUCCAUGACGCUCAUGCGUGACGUCACAUGUCACGUGCUAGGGUGGGGCCUGUCAGAUCUGUCAGAUCUAGCGUUAUAUCAUUUCGUGGCGCGCGACAUCGGGACAUGGUACAGAAAUAUGAGUUUGCAGCAACUGCUAAGUAUUCCAUGGAGAUGAUAAUUGUCUGGAGUUUGGUGGUCACUCUUGUGUGUCCACCUCUGGCCACCUGUGUGACCACUCCAGAAACCAGCACCGCAACACCGGCUGUACCCGAAGGUGCAUUGUCGGCAACCUUCACACCAGAUUCUGGAUACGCACAAAUGAGGAUCGGCAAUAUGUCCGGAACCAAUACCGUCAUCAGCCUUAGGUUUAAGACAAGAAUUUCUGAUGGGUUGUUAUUCUUCUUUGGUGGUCCAACAUAUCUUGCUGUAUACUUGCAAGGAGGAGGCCUUGUACUGCAUCUAAAUACUCAGGGAAGCAGGACAGGUGUUAGUGCAGAAACUGUUGGGAGAGACUUCAAUGAUGGGUACUGGCAGCAGAUUACUGUGCGCAGAAAUGGGAACACAGCUACACUGCACGACAGUACAAACAUUACUGUUGCUCGUGUCACUCAUGGACAAUAUGACAUCAACAAAGAGCUUCAAACAGAUCAAUUAUUUAUUGGUGAUGUGCCAGAUGAUGUCCUUCCAGUGGACUUUGAGACGAGGUCAUCCUUCCGUGGUUGCCUUGGACUUGUUCGCUUUGCAUCUUACAUGUUUUAUGACCCCAAGGAUCAAGACAUCUUGUAUUUUCAUGGAGAUUCCUUUUCUGGGUUUGCAUACCUGUCUGGUUGUAUCCCGAUAUUAUCCUGUGGUUUGGAGUGUCUAACUAUGGGACAGGGCUGCAACCUAGGUGCCUGCGAGUGCCUAUCUUUCUACCACGUUGUGUCUGAGGAUCCGUUAGUCUGUCACAGGAACCCUCGAACUCUGGACCCAGUUGGCACAACUACAGACAGCAAUGCUGACAACAAAGACAACAGAAACAAUUUUGACUCCUCAUUUGGUGAAGACGGAUUGUCAAUAAUCUGGGUCAUCGUCGUUUCAGUCUGUAUUUUUGUGGCUCUGCUCUGUUUGUGCUUUUGUGUUAAGAAUCAGAGUCCAGAACCCAACACAAAGAACAGUCGUCCCAGUGGAGUUGGCAAUGAGGAUGGUGGAUUCCCUUUCUGGGCCUUGAUUCCCCUCGCUUUCUUUGCUGUGCUUGGCCUGUUUCUCUGUAUAUGCAGGAAGAAGAAACCUCCACAGAAUGCGCAAACCACAGCUGCCUUACCUAUGACUCAGACACCGCCCAGUGAAGUUGCCUUCGACCUGAACCCGCCCGCCUACCAAGAGGUUGUUGCGGUUACAGAUGUCAACCCCUCCCUGACGGAAUUGUCCAUCACAGAACCACCAGUGUACAACAAUGUUCAAAGUGAUAGCCAGCCACCACCAGCCAACCAGCAAAUAGAACUGUCCAACCACGACAGAAGUGUCGAACGGCCAGUACGGCCAUUGUCGCUACCAAGCUCUACAAACGGUCUUCCAACUCCAUAUGAGGGUAAUCAGGUUCCAUUUGAAGGUCAAAUGUCACCUGUCACGCCUCCUCCUGCCUAUGACAGUUUCAUGGAGUAUUCUAAAACACCUCCUGGGAGCUUAGAGGCAUUAGAUGUGUAGAUUAGAGGUGGGUACUGGUGCACUGGACCGGGACUGGACCAGAAAGUCAUUCCAUCUGUCCCUCAGCUUGUGAUAUACCCAGUCUGUUAAACAGACCUGGACCUGAUCUUCUGGACCUGAACCUGCACCUUAUAGAAGAAGCUUUAUCGUCCAGAAAUACAGUACAGUGACUUUUGUAUGGUUAACUACAAAUUACUUAAUAGAAAACAAAGUAUAUAUGUUUUAAUAGUUUUCUUGGUAGUAUUGAGAUUUAUGCUACCUUUGAUUGAAGAAGGACAGUUUUAAUUUUUUGAUUUGACAAUAUAUCUGUAUGACAAUUUUCCAUUGUCAUUCUGCUUUUUUACCUUUUUAUAGUUUAACACCAUAUAUAACAGUAACAUAUAUUUAUGGUUUUGAAUGAUAAAAAAAUGUUUUUUUCCUGAAGUCUGUAAAAAACAAAGAUCAUCUGUUGGUUUGCAAUGAAAGUUGUAAAUACAUUGAAAUGUCUACCAGCAUGGUAAUGUUAUGUAAUGUUUUACAUAGCAUUAUGCCUGUUUUCAUUUUAUUUCACCUGCUCCAUUCCAUUGUUUUCUCUUCAAAAGUCCGAUAACAAGGAAACUGGAUAAUUGUGACCCAAAUGAUGUACAAUUAUGAUGAUAUUACAUAGUGAAAUAUUUCUAUUUUGUGCUGACAUAAUUGCAUGAUUUGAAGCUUUUAAUCUUAACGAAUAUUAACAAUUAUUAAUAUAUUUGUUAAGUUGAUUCUUAAAGGUGCAAAAUCAAUGUUCUUCAAAGAAAACUUAAUAAGCUUCUACUAAGCAUGCAAUUUCAGAGUAAUUCUUUGUAUAUUUUUAUACUGAGGACACCCAUGUUAUUUUGUAAGGUGGAAAUUAUAUAUUGAUAAGUACGCUGUAAUACAUGUAUAUUGUUGUAUUUUAGGCACAAUUCAAAAAUGAAGAUUAUAUCUGAACUCUUA